AUGAGCACCGCUCCGGCGAACAGCACCAGCGAACUUAGUAGACUGGCUGCAACUGCACGAUCGUUGGUUCAGAGAAUGCUCACCAGCUACCACCCUGACUAUGGCUUCAGUACUACCAGUGUCCAGGUCUACGAUACGGCUUGGGUGUCCAUGAUCUCGAAGACGACCCAAGGCAGGCAGGAAUGGUUGUUUCCGGCAUCAUUCCAUUACCUACUCAAGACCCAGUCUGAAGAUGGCAGCUGGGGAGCUCACCCAGACACUCAAACAGUCGGGAUCUUGGACACAGCGUCUGCUUUGCUUGCGUUGAUUCGUCAUUACCAUCAGCCUCUACAGAUCUGCGACGUUUCCCCGUCAGAGCUCAAAAGACGUAUUAAAAAAGCAACUGAAUCGCUCCGUCAUCAGCUUGACAACUGGGAUGACGUGCAGGAAAGCAACCACAUCGGUGUCGAGAUUAUUGUACCUGCCCUUCUCGAGUAUCUGUCACUGGAGGACCCAGAAUUAUACUUCGUGUUCGAGGCCAGAACGACCCUUCUACACAUACGCGACACUAAGUUAGCAAGCUUCAAGCCUGAGUAUCUGUAUGGACAGAAACCACUAUCUCUUCUACAUUCCCUGGAGGCGUUUAUUGGGAAAAUUGAUUUCGACAAGGUCUCUCACCAUGUAUUUCAAGGAUCUAUGAUGGCUUCGCCAUCUUCCACAGCUGCUUACCUGAUGAACGUCUCCUGCUGGGACGACGUAGCAGAGGCAUAUUUGCGACAUGUUUCCAGUGUCGGAUCCGGACACGGUGAUGGUGGCAUACCAGGUACAUUCCCAACGGCAAACUUUGAGUUUAACUGGACCAUAACAACCCUACUCCGAGCUGGAGUCACAAAUCAAGACCUGGACUGUCCGGAGCUUCACACAGUCACAGAGAUCCUCAUCAAGGCUUUCCAAGACGAGAAAGGAGUCAUUGGUUUCGCACCUCGGGCCGUGGACGCCGAUGACACUGCGAAGGGUCUUCUCACCCUAAGUCUGCUUGGUCGAAGUGAGACUGUCAGCCCAAAGCCAAUGAUACGUAGAUUCGAGGUCGACAAUCACUUCUCUACCUUUGGUUCCGAGCGCGAUGCAAGCUUCACCACAAAUUGUCACGUUCUCAUGGCAUUACUCCAUCAGGACGAAGCUGGAAAAUAUACUUCUCAGAUCUGUAAGACAGUCAAGUUCCUCUGCGACUGGUGGUGGACACAUGAUGGCAAACUGAAGGAUAAGUGGAAUCUUAGUCAUAUGUAUCCAACAAUGCUCAUGGUCGAAGCGUUCACGGACCUUCUGUCCCUGCUUGAUACCGGCUCUUUCCCACAUCUCCUGACCAUGGAACAGCAGCUGCGCAUGGCGAUAGCGCUCUUCCAAGCCUGUAAUCGUACGCUCAAGACUCAGGACCAGGACGGAUCCUGGGAUGGCAAGCCUGAACAUACGGCUUAUGCCAUCCUGGUGCUGGCAGAGGCGCGCCGUAUCUGUCUGUUCUCCGAGCUACAGGACCCCAUAUUCUCGGCCAUCCAACGUGGUGUGCUUUUUCUCAAGUCCGUUGGUCACCAGUCAUUCGACUAUAACUGGACUUCGAAGACGGCAUACAGAACCAGCUUUGUAGCUGAAGCAUAUCUGAUUGCUGCACAAUGGGUAGGUUGCAGUAACAGAGACACGACACAGCCUCAGAUUGGGAAGUCCUUGUCGCUUGAUGAUCUGAGAAGAGGUAUAAAAAAACAUGCGACUCUACUCUACCAGACGCCUAUGUUUUCUAGUGUCCCUGAAUGGAAGAUACAGGCAUCUAUGGCUGAAUCUAUGUUGUUUAUACCUCUGCUCCAGCAGGAGAGACUGAGUAUAUUUUCCCGCGACAAAUUCCAGUUGGAGAACGAUUCCUACAUCAACAUGAUCCCCUUUACCUGGGUUGGACCAAACAACCGCUCCGGCGCCUUCGUCUCUACCUCUUUCAUAUACGACAUGAUGCUCCUAUCAAUGUACGGCUACCAAGUCGACGAAUUCAUCGAGACCGUCGCCGCUCCUGCAUUCGGCACCGACACACAGCGUCUCCACAGCCUCAUCGACGACACGAUCGGGCAAAUCGCCUACAAGCCCAACAACCCCGACAACCGCCGCGACAGCCUCGACCCAACCGUCCUUCACACCCAACACAACACCAACAACACCGACCCCAACAUCACCCUCCAACUCACCCGCUUCAUCACCUACGUCCUCCACCACCCAACCAUCCUCCGCGCCAGCCCCUCCGACCGCACCCACCUCCGCCACGAACUAUCCUCCUUCCUCCACGCCCACACAACCCAACUCACUCUUAACCACUCCCAUACCAACACAUCCCCACCCUUCUUCACCUGGCUCCGCACCACCGCCGCCGACCACGUUGCAUGCGCCUACUCCCACGCCUUCGCCGCAUGCCUGCAAUCCGCCACCCUCACCCACGGCACCCCUCUCUACCCCAGCAUCACCCAGUCCUACCUCGUCCAGCACGCCGUGCGCCACCUCGCAACCGCAUGCCGCAUAUACAACGACUAUGGCAGCGCAGCACGCGACGCUGCAGAGCAUAACCUCAACGCCAUGGAUUUCCCUGAGUUUGACGCUUGUGCUGGUGCUGCGGAGCGUAGGGCUGCGCUGGAGUUUCUGGGGCGGCAUGAGUGGGGGUGCUUGGAGUAUGUGCUGGGUGAGUUGCGGAGUGAGAUUGGGAGGGCGGCGAGGGGGGAUGUUGGGGAAGUGAGGAGGGCGGAGAGGAAGAUGGGGUAUUUGGGGUUGUUUUGUGAUGUUACGGCGUUGUAUAAUCAGAUUUAUGCGAGGUGUGAUGUUUCGGCGCGGGUUAGGGGGUAG
Messenger RNA from Pseudovirgaria hyperparasitica, 2850 nucleotides. RefSeq names its product Ent-kaur-16-ene synthase. Gene Ontology annotation, biological process: diterpenoid biosynthetic process. Gene Ontology annotation, molecular function: magnesium ion binding; terpene synthase activity. The coding region runs from base 1 to 2850 and encodes 949 amino acids. Lineage: Eukaryota; Fungi; Ascomycota; Dothideomycetes; Acrospermales; Acrospermaceae. The record is from RefSeq and is a predicted model, not a curated record. The transcript has 4 exons.